GGCGCUAAAGGACGGCGACGAGUCCCGGUGUCGGCAACAAGGGAGGCGAGCAGGUCCGCGCCAGGAUAGGGUUUUUUUUGCCUCACGUAGGAUGAUGCCCCCAGCCUGGCUCGCUGCAGCACAAACGAGCUCCCCCAGCGCUCUUUUCCCGCGCUGGAGGACGAAGGCUUUGCUGAGUUGAGUGGGGCAAGCGGGCGGAGGCGAGGCGAGGCUCCUCGUGGGGAGGUAUGCCGGCCAAGCCGCAGCAGCCGAGCCGAGGACCCGCGCAGCCACCGGAGGGGGAAAGGUACCAAGAAUCAAAAUAAAAUGAUGAUGAGAAAUUACUAAUCUAUGAAGGAAGAAGUGUGGCAUGUUCAAGAAAUAGAGCAAAGUUUAAAUGGACACUCAGGUCACUAAAGGAGGAAAUAUACAAAUUAGCUCUUGCUGGGAGAUCUAUGAACUUGCAACGCAUGGUGAUUUGUAGCUGUGUGCCUUUGAACAUUCCGUCACUCUUGGAAAAUAACGUGCAUUAUAAAAAGAUACAGUUGAAGAAACAUGUCUACAAACAUAGAGAUCAUCAAUUUGUCAUUUUUACUGGAACAUGAAAAAGAAACAAUAUUGGGGGUACUGAAGAGGGAUGAAUACCUGAAAAAAACUGAAGAUAAACGAAUAAGAAAGUUGAAGAACGAGCUACUGGAAGUCAAACGGAAAGGUGGCCGACACUACCAACAGGACAAUAGCAGAGUCUGCAUUCGCUGUCAGAAAAAUUUGGGUUUAAUCUUUGAUAGAGGGGAUUUCUGCGAAGCUUGCAAACUCAGGGUUUGCAACAAAUGUCGUGUUGUUGGGAACAAUGGCAACUGGAAGUGCACCGUGUGUGAUAAGAUUGCGCACCUUAGAAUAGUCACAGGUGAGUGGUUCUUUGAAGAGAGAGCAAGGCGCUUCAAGCACUCCAAGCUCCUUGGAAGUGAUGUUGUUAGACGGUCUUUCAAAGCCCAAGAUUCUUCGUCUGAACUGAUAGAAGGUGGAAAACCCAGAGAUCAGUCUCCAGGAAGCUUGGAGGAGUCAUCAAAGCAAGAUAUGUUAACUUCCCUUUCAAGUGGGACAAAAUCAGUCUUCAGUGGGCCCAGGAAGAUAGGUAGGAACAUCUUCAAAACAGUAGCUAAAGGAGACAAUGCAAAUGUGAAAGCAGAAGAUGGAAGAAGCAUCAGCUCAGAAGCUGAUAUCCAUAGUAUACACAGUGCUGAUCGGGGGAGCAACUUCUCACUAGACAGCAGUGAUCAGGAAGAUGUGCCAGGUAGCCUGAAAGGGGCCCUGGGUACUGUAAAUCAAAGCAAUGCCUCUACUCCAGUUCGUUCAAGGUCACCAGCACUGAGCACCCGCAGCAUGACUAUUGACAACAGCACAGAUCCUGGAUUAGGAAAUGGCAUAUUUAUGCCCGCAAGUGAAAGGAUACCUGAAGAUUUAGCAAGAAGACACCGGGGGAACGUAUCUCGAACACCUUCAAUAGCUGUUUCUCGGACAUCUUUGUCAUCUGAUCGGAGCAGAUCAGAAAUAGAUCUCAGUGGGUCUAUUUCAGAAGGAAAUGAAGAUGCUUUAAGCAUAAGAAGUAGAUCUGUACCUGGAGCAUUGGACCAGGAAUUGGAUUAUCUUGAGGAAGAGGAAGAUAUUGAUGACAUUGUGGCCUCCGGCUACUCAAAGAGAAGGACCAAUUUGAAAAGUGGUUUAUCAACAAAUUCUCCUUUAGGCUCUGAUAAAAAAUGGACCUAUCUAAAUGUUCCAGAAGCAGAUGGUGAUACUACUAGCAUCAAUAGUAUGAUGAGUGUUUAUAGUGAAACUGGGGACUAUGGCAACGUGAAGAUCAGUGGUGAAAUUUGCCUUCAAAUUAGCUACAGCUAUAAAACCGACACCCUCAAUAUACUAGUAAAAAAAUGCAAGAACUUGGCAAUAGCUGAUGAAAAGAAACAGAGGACAGAUCCCUAUGUCAAAACGUAUCUCCUGCCGGACAAGUCUCGCCAAAGCAAACGUAAGACGAAAAUCAAAAGCAAUACCACGAAUCCAGAGUUCAAUGAAGUGCUGAAGUACGUCAUCAGCCAUACCCAACUUGAGACACGGACCCUGCAGCUUUCUCUUUGGCACUAUGACAGAUUUGGGCACAACAGUUUUCUUGGAGAAGUGGAGAUACCCUUUGAUUCCUGGAACUUUGAAAAUCAUGCGGAUGAGUGGUUUAUCCUUCAGCCAAAGGUGGAAGUUGUAGCUGACACUGGCCUUCAAUACAAAGGUGAGCUGGUUGUUGUCUUACGGUACAUCCCUCCUGAGAGGAAUCUAACACUGCCGCUAGGAGAGAUUCAAGGAAAGAAAAGCUCCAAGAAAAUGAAGAAAGCAAAUUUACAACCACCAUCAGGAGGGAUAUUAGAAGUUAUUGUCAAGGAAGCCAAGAAUUUAACAGCUGUGAAGUCUGGAGGCACUUCUGACACAUUUGUCAAAGGGUACUUGCUUCCUGACAACAACAAAGCAUCCAAACAUAAAACCCCAGUAAUAAAGAAGAGUGUGAAUCCCAAAUGGAACCAUACCUUCACGUUUAGUGGCUUGAAUACUAGAGAUAUACAUAAUGUCUGUGUAGAACUCACUGUCUGGGACAAAGAAUCCCUUAGCAGCAAUAUCUUUCUGGGAGGGGCUCGUUUGAAUACUGGAAGUGGUUUAAGCAAUGGCAAAGAAGUAGACUGGAUGGAUUCUCAAGGAGAAGAGCAACGCCUUUGGCAAAGAAUGAUUGACUGUCCUGGAGAUUCUGUGGAAGGUGUUUUAAUGCUGAGAUCCAGCAUGGGAAAACAUAGACUCUAAGAGAAAGAUGGUUUGCACACAGCAUUCUACUUCUGUCAUCACAAUAUAGUGUGAUGUAAGCUGGCCUACAGUGCAGCACCUUGUGUUAUUAUUUGCACAUGUAAAAUAGGGAAGAGAAAGACUUUUCUUCAGUGUGGACUUUAAAUUUCUUAAAUAGAUUAUAAAUGCAUUUCGCACUUUCCUACAUCUGCAUUCUCAUCAUUGUCCUCCUUUGCCCAGCAGAAGUCGGCAAAGCCAUUCAUAAGACUGAGUUAACAGCUGGAAUAAGACCUGUUGAAAUCCUCUAGUUCAAGCAGCAACUUUCAGUUGUGAUUAUUUUAGUAUGCUUUUGCAGAGGAAAAAAAACAUUAUUUGUAAAUGGGUUAAAAUGUCUGAGCUGUUCCAUAUAAGUCCAUUUCUUGUAAACCUGACAUUUGAAAUGAGCUAAGGGCGUGAGAGUCAAGUUACGGGCAAGCUUCAAGGAUAACUAUUUUCUCCUCCCACCUCUGGAUGCUCAUUUCCAGGAAUGGUUCCCAGUUGUGGUAACUUGCUAACAACCAGUCCAACAACCUCCAGUUACCCAAACCUUUUGUGAGCGGGUAUAGAGACUGACAGAGAGUGCUGACAUAUACAUUGCAAGAAUCCAUAACUCAUCAGCAGUACAUUGUCUCCAUUUCAGGACUUCCUGUAAAAACUUGGAACAGAAGAUACCAAACAAAUUAACAAAGGAACAGUCAUCAUUAUGUUAUAUUGUCUUAUUGUGAACAUAGGUUUAAUUGGUUGUUGUGGGUUUUUCGGGCUCCUUGGCCGUGUUCUGAAGGUUGUUCUUCCUAACGU
Molecule: messenger RNA, 3633 nt
Organism: Pogona vitticeps (central bearded dragon)
Lineage: Eukaryota; Metazoa; Chordata; Lepidosauria; Squamata; Agamidae
Gene: SYTL5
Product: synaptotagmin like 5
Biological process (GO): exocytosis; intracellular protein transport
Cellular component (GO): exocytic vesicle; plasma membrane
Molecular function (GO): phospholipid binding; neurexin family protein binding; small GTPase binding
Source: RefSeq, a predicted model, not a curated record